Messenger RNA from Neurospora tetraspora, 318 nucleotides. RefSeq lists its product as uncharacterized. NCBI's taxonomy places the organism in Eukaryota, Fungi, Ascomycota, Sordariomycetes, Sordariales, Sordariaceae. The coding region runs from base 1 to 318 and encodes 105 amino acids. The record is from RefSeq and is a predicted model, not a curated record. The transcript has a single exon.
AUGUGUACCAAACACUUCAUCGACUCCUACUGCACCUCCUGCGACGAGCUCGUGCAAGGCCGAUCGACAGAAAGUCCGUGCAAGCCAAAAUACAGAGGAGAGCACCUGGGCCACUGCGCGGGAGGCAUCGAGACCAAAACCGUUACGGAAGCCGUGGUAUGCAAGAACUGCGAGAGGAAGCAGAGGAGGAUGGAGAAGAAGAAGAAGGACAAGGACAAGGGAAAGGGAAAGGAGAAGAAGCAGAAAUGUGGUUGUGGUUCUGCUGCUGUUGAGCUCGCGAGUGUGAAUGAGGAGGAACAACCGCUUACUGAAUCUUGA